Alligator sinensis (Chinese alligator) is the source of this 8548-nucleotide messenger RNA. RefSeq names its product zinc finger DHHC-type containing 20 (gene ZDHHC20). The transcript is spliced from 12 exons. The coding region runs from base 63 to 971 and encodes 302 amino acids. Gene Ontology annotation, biological process: synaptic vesicle maturation; protein targeting to membrane; peptidyl-L-cysteine S-palmitoylation. Gene Ontology annotation, cellular component: Golgi apparatus; endoplasmic reticulum. NCBI's taxonomy places the organism in Eukaryota, Metazoa, Chordata, Crocodylia, Alligatoridae. The record is from RefSeq and is a predicted model, not a curated record. Gene Ontology annotation, molecular function: protein-cysteine S-palmitoyltransferase activity.
UUACUAUUACUUCAGCUGGAGAAAAAGUUGUCUACCUUGUGGUUUUUCAUCUGUCGUUUGUCAUGUUUGUAUGGUCCUAUUGGAAGACAAUUUUUACACCUCCCGCUUCCCCCUCCAAUGAGUUUUGUUUGUCAAAAGCUGAUAAAGAACAAUAUGAAAGAGAAGAGAGACCAGAAUCCCAGCAAGAAAUUUUGCGAAAAGCUGCUAAAGACUUGCCUAUCUAUACCACAACAGCAUCAAGGGCCAUCAGAUAUUGUGAUCGAUGCCAACUCAUCAAACCUGAUCGCUGUCACCACUGUUCUGCAUGUGAUGUAUGUGUACUAAAAAUGGACCAUCAUUGUCCUUGGGUGAAUAACUGCGUGGGAUUUUCUAACUACAAAUUCUUCCUCCUGUUUUUAAUGUACUCCUUACUAUACUGUCUGUUCGUUGCUGCUACAGUCUUGCAGUACUUUAUAAAGUUUUGGACAAAUGAACUGCCAGACACACAGGCGAAAUUCCAUGUACUUUUCCUUUUCUUUGUGGCUGCCAUGUUCUUCAUCAGCAUACUAUCACUUUUCAGCUACCACUGCUGGCUAGUUGGCAAAAACAGAUCAACAAUAGAAGCAUUCCGUGCACCCACAUUUCGAAAUGGCCCUGAUAAAAAUGGCUUCUCUCUUGGAUGCAGUAAAAAUCUGAGAGAGGUUUUUGGAGAUGAAACAAAGUAUUGGUUGCUACCUAUUUUUACAAGCUUGGGUGAUGGCUGUAAUUUUCCAACUCGCCUGGUGAUAAUGGAUCCAGAGCAACUUGCUGUCUCAAGCCAAAACGAACCUGCCAAAAGCUGUGGAACCAGUCAGCCCUUUCCUGCUAAGCCACUCAGCGAGUCGCAGAAUCGAUUGCUGGCCAGUGAAAGUCAGUGGGCAGAAAGUGGCUCUGAAGAAGAAAACGUUAAAUCAGGUGCAAAAAAGCAUAUUAUAGUUUCAAUGGAAAGCUGAUCUUAACCUGUUACUGGCCAACUAUCUCAAUGAGAAACGGUUUUUGCAACACAUUUGCGCUUGAAUAUUAAUUUUGUUCAGAAGAUGUCCAGUAAAAUGGAACAGUGCACAUGUUACAGAAGAUACAUGAAAAAAUAAGUUUUUGUACAGUACAAUGGAUGCUUGUAAGCACUACUGCAGAGCAGGGAAGUAAGACAGAUGCCUUAAUGUGUGUUUAUGCAACAUUGAAUUCUGUAAUGCUACCAAAGGGUCAAAUCCUGAAGUAUCCUGUAUGGAUGCCCAUGGCCCAAACAGAGUGGACACUAUGCAUUUCUGCUAUGUUCUGAUGGUAGGGAUAGGUCCGCAGAAAACUCAAGCAGACCCCAUCCCACUGUGCACUGCAGAAGCUACUUCCACAGCAAGUCUGCAGCAUGCCAAGAAAGGGAAAAGUAGAUGUGUUGUCCACAAACAGGCCAAUGAGUCUGCACAAUGUAGAUACAUGUGGCCCAAACAUUGGGUGGGAGGAGAACAGGAUGGUGUAUCCUUUCCUCUUCCUAGUACCCAGCAGCAGCUGGUCACAAGCUGCCUACCCAUUACCCUGGUUCUGUAACCCUCGUGGGGCUUGAGAUUUCUCCCUUUAGCCCUUCUUUGUUGCAGCACAAUGCCAAGCAGGUAAACCCCCUCUACUUGGGCUUUGCUUGUUUGAUUUAGGAUUGGGCCCUUAGUCAUUUUAAUUUAAUUUUGUUAAUUGUAUUAGGAAUGUAACGUAAGCUGCAUACAUAUGUUCAAGUGAUCAGGGGUUUCUGUGGUAGAAAAACUUACUCAAAGACCCUGAACAGACAUUCCAAUGCAGUCGCUGAGCAGCCAAGGAACCGUUGUGCACACAUCUUGGGCUCCCCAGUCUACCUGGUGACAAAUAACAACAGCGCACAAGGCAACCUUGAUUGAGUGACCCAAAUUGUCUUGUAGGCUGCAUCUCAGUGCAGCUGCUUGGCUGGAGCAGUAGAAUCCAGCCUGAGUGACACACUGUUUCCCUGGACCCAUGGGGGCUGGGAACAAAGCACACUGGAAUGCUAGAGGAUCCUACAGCUGCAGCUUCUCUUCUAAGGUACAUGUACAGAAGUUCACUCUCACAAGAGAAACUCCCAGGAGCAAUUUAACCAUGGUUGUUCCCAGUUUAUUUUUCUCUUAGAGCAGCCAUUUUUGUUGAGAGAGAAAAAACCUCAAUGUUUAUACUCCUGAUUUCUGCUGGGAGAGAGAAGUGGCUCUCUGUUUAGAAACUGAAUGUCUGUACAUGGCCUUAGUCAAAUUAAUUUUCUUUUAGACCUAUUUUACCUGGAUAAUAAUACUACUUGCCUCUCAACACAAAAAGUUUGCCAAUCCAAAAUGAACUAACAAACCAGCUUAUUUUUCUCUGGCGGGUGCAGAAUGGUCUUGCAAGCCAGUAAUAGAAGGGCAAGAUACUAGUAGCAACAGAAACCAGAUUGCAGUUGUGUAGUGUACUAGAAAAUAGAAUUGGAGAAUAUUGCUUUAUAUAUUGGACUAUUGCUGGUUUGUGAACACUUGUUUUAUACUUUUCAUUUUACCUUUUUAAAUAAAAACAAAGGGUUUUUUAUUGUUGGUUCUGAAGUACCAUUUACAUGGAGUUUGAGUAUCUGAUGAAACUUAAAUGACGAAUCAUACAUGUAUUUAAUCCACUGAAAGUUCAUUGUGUGCUAUGCUCUGUUAUUUUAACUUCUAUUUUAAGUGAUGGCAACUGAAAAAGAUGAACUUGGUGCUUUAUGAAAUGCCGUACUUCAUGAAAGAUGAGGGAUUUUUCUUAGAUGGGGAAUAAAGUUCAUCUAAAGCUCAAGACCUGCAGUAAACCAAACACACCCACAUAUCUUAUUUUUGGAUAGAAAAGCUAAUGCUAGAUAUUUUGCAGUGGUCUGGACACUGCACUCAGCAACAUUUUCACAAAUACUCCUUUCCUUUCCAUUUCUUCUUCAAUAUAUGGUGAACUGACUGGAAGGCAGGUGAGCUGCUGAUCAGAGAGAACAAAGCUGAAGGAACCUGUCUAUUGAGUUAACUUCCUGAAUUGAUUAUUUCUAUGGCUAAUUGUAUCUAGAUCCACAUGGAUAUAGAUAUAUGCACGUUUAAGUUAAUAUACAGCAGAGUUUUGCCUUUGAAAAAAACCUCAUAUCACCUCUAAAAUUUAAAAUUGUAUCUCUUCCUUAAAAAUGCUCCUUAAGAGGGAGAGAAUAAAUUUGAGCCUACAGAUGUUCCUGUGAAAUUAAUGGUCCCAAUUUGAAACUUUCAUAAACUUUGCAGUGUGUUGCAGCAAACUCUUUCCUUGUAUACAAGGGAACAUCUGCCAAGUUCAGCAUCCACAAGAACAUCAGUAUGUCUUCCCUUAAACUACUUUUUUCCUCCCCCUCAAAUAUUGUGUCCAUCUCAUCAGAGAUUGGCAGUCUCUGCUUAGCUAAAAAGAAGAAAAAAGCCUCCAGAUUUCAGUUAUGUUAACAUGUUGAGCUUGGAAAGUUACAGCCUCAGGAGCUCCUCCACUAAAGAUACCUUUUGGCAUGGGGUGUCUGUACUGGGUUGAGAAACAGAAGACUUCGAUUUCAAUGCACCUCUUGCACCAACUGGUGCGAAGGCUGUGAUUGUGCUCAAGAGUUUUAUAAUUCUGGAGGAAAUCCUGCAUUUACCUGACCUGAUCACUUCCGUCUUAGGAAGAGGUAACUGAAGAACUGGGGAAGUUGCACAGGCUAAUUUCUGGCAAAGUUGGGAACAGAACCCAGAUCUGUACUAGAGCAAAGCUUCCUACUCGCCAGUACUGCCUGUUUCUAAGGACUGGCCUGAACACCAUCCUGCUUGGACUGUUCAGUUUAUACCAGCAUAAAUGUGUCCAUCUGUGGCAAGAGUUUAGCAGCAGUUUAACUGGGGUCAUCAGCUAUUAGAACACCACUAAAGCAUGCACUCGUAGGACCUGCCACCAGCCUGCCUGGUGUGCAGUACAUGCCAGAGCAAUGGCAACUAAAAGAGAAGUCUUUUAAGGGUUGCUUCACUUUGUUUGUUUUCCUUAAUCAACAAACUGAAGGAAAACAAAGCUGUUACUUCAAGGUUAUAUUCUAGAGCAGGGCUGUCCAGCUCAUUUGAGUUAGCAGGAAGGAUCCAGACCGGUGAUUCUUGUGGCCAGUCUACCCCCAGCAGCAGAGCAUGCAGCUGUGGCAUUACAUCUUGUGUACUGACCAUGCCCCCACCACUUGCCCUGUUGUCAAAAGUAUUUGUAAUGGGGAUCUCAACCUGGAAAUUGUGCAGCAGGGUGACUAGUGGUGGUUUUAACCCCAAGUGCUGGUCCUGCCAACACAGCAACUCUGGUAGUCACAGGGGUUAACCCCACUGCUACUUACCCUGCCUCAAAAUUUCUGGCCAUCCAACAGGCUGCAAUUUUACCACUGAUAAGGCCACAUGUCACCUAUAGGCCUCCAUUUGGACAGCACUGCUCUAGAGCAAGUUUGGUAUAUCUGUUUUAUAUUGGAACAAUUUACCUAGAUUCGCAGAAGCUUAGGGGUGGAAGGGACCUUGUGAGAUCACUGAGUCUCGCCCCCCUGCUGGGGUCAAAGACUUAUACUGGAACAAUUUUGAUUUUUCUUUAGAAUAAGCUUUGGUCCCAUUUAAUUUAGAAAAUCAAUCCUCUGCUGUGUCUUGAUUUCUGAGCCACUGUAGUGUAAAGUAGUACAAAAAUUUUGUGGAAACAAGCUUUCAUAGAUUAAGCCCAUAUUUUUGUUGAGUGGUCUCCAAAGGCCUGUGGUUUUUCUUUUACAUCUAGAUAAGACACAAUGAACUGAAAUUUCCAUAAAGAACUAGUGCCAUUUCUGGUGCCUGUAGAUCUUUGAGUACCAUAGAUAGGGACCUACCUAAUUCAUGGAGGCUGCCUCCAUAUUUCAUGGUCCCAGCAUGGUGUUGGGCAUAAUUUUUGUGGUGUAGCAUGGCAGGGGCGCCUCCCAUGCCUCUAGCCAAGUGAACCUGGAAGUCCUGCACCUCCCUAGAGAUUGACAGGUCACCAUCUAUAAAUCUGGGGAGGAGCAAGACUUCCAGAGCCCCUCAAUGAAUCUCCACCCCCCUCCCUGCCCUGUAGACUAGGGCUUCCUGCCCUUUUCUAUUUGUAGCUGCCUUUUCCCCCCUCCCCCUGGCUGACUGGCUGCUGCUUCCUGCUUUUUUGAAAGGACCAGGGGUUUUUCGUGGGGGAGCUACCAAAUUCAUGGUUUCCAAAAAAUCGUGAAUUUGGUAGGCCCCUAAUCAUGGGCACUCAUGCUGCAGAUAACAGCACCCUCUUGAGUUGGAUGAAGCAGGGGUUGUCCUUUGAGGUUAAAGCAUCUAUCUGGAAAUCCACUCUCUGUAACAGUGUAAAAGUAAGGAAUCCCCCUCUGAAUAUAGUCACCAUUGCUGGAGAACAGAUUGGCACAAGGAAGGCUAGUUCAGUGGAAGUAUUAUGAAAAUAAAGGUUCAAAAGGUAGCCAUGGGUGACCUAUUGAGUUCACUAGCCAAACUGGUGCCUGUCACUGGGGUGAGGAGUAGGCUCUGUUGCUGUCAGGGGAAGUGGGGGGGAAAGCUGGAGGGCAGAGAAGGUGAGUCAGUAAUAAUACCAUGUUUGGUAAGGAGGGAAGGAAAAUAAGUCUGGCGGCUAUUCUGCAAACUAUUUUCAAGUGUUAUCAACAGAAGCAGGACUUGGAAUAGGUGUUAACCAGUAUGUACAUGCCUUCAGCCCAGGCAUCCCUGUUGAACAGCUCAGAGGCUUCCAGUCACACCCAGCCCACCCUUCCAGGAUCACUGGGUGUUUUCUCCAGAUAAUGUUAUUAUUUUUAUAAACCUGUUCCACAUCUGCAAAUACAGAAACACUGGGGUUGUAGGCAAGUAAUGGUAACAUACGUAAGCCUUCAGUCCUUUCAAAAUGAAUUUUGCAGCCAAUAAUCAGUUAUCUAAGAAUUGCUGAAAUAGUCUGGUACAACAACACUCUGCACACUUUAAUCCUUUUAAAGGUUAGGGGUUUUUUAAUGAAAUGUAGAUAAAAUGUUCCAAGGACAGAAGCCCAAUAUCAGACUCCUGUAUAAGGGUUCUGCAGAUGUCUGAAUCAUUGAGGAUGACAAGCAGUUUGAAUCAGGCAAGGAAUUCCUGGAAAUAAAAUAACUGAGCUUGCUCAAAAGUCUCAGCUAAUGCAUUUGCUUAUGUUUGCCAAUAUUUUUAUGACCUGGUAGCUUCAUUCACAUCUAUGUAGCAUAAUCAGACUGCUUUAUUAUAAAUGGCUUGUCAAUUCUGGGCAAAUUUGUAUGACUGAGGAAGGAAAAAUGACAUGCUGGUCUUUGUUAUCAAUCACUUUCUUGCAAUAACAGAAUUUGACAUCACAAAUUAUGAAGUGAUAUUUUAAGUCAAGACUUCCACUUAAUUGUUCAGAAGGUGACACGAGAAGAAUUGUUGCCAUUGUUACUGUUUUUUAGCUAUCUGAUCAGGAUAUAUGCUGUACUGUUAACCAAUAUACCCAGAAAUGUGUAGUAUACACAAGUGCCAAGCUAGUCUUUAUCUGGUAUAUGUAGGAACUAACACACUGUCAAGCACUUGCACUCACAUGAGUGUUAAAUUUCUAAAUCUUUCAGGUACUGAAUAUUUGUUGCUUUGAUCUUUUCCUGGUGCUUUUUGGGACAAAAUAAUCAUUCACCUUCUAGAUAGCUAACUUCCAGUCCAUGUUCACACCCCAAAUUGAAUUGUACCAUUUUGCUUUUUUAUUUUGUUUACAGACAGUUGUCUGCCUCACUGAUAUACCAUACAGUUUCAGUCAUCUGGAGCCCUAACACUGAAACAAAAGUUGCAUUUGUAGUUAAGGAUAAGGUUAAUGUCGACAGCCAUGCGUGCAUCUCGUUUAAAAGUGACACAAACUAGUGAAAUCAGUCUUCAAUCUAAGCAGUGACUCGCCAAAUUCCAAGAAAUAGCUUUGAAUAUGAAGGGUAUAGACAUGCAAAUAAAUUUACCUCAGAUGCACCUGUGACCACCUCCUUUUUCAGGUGGUUAAUGCAAGGUGGCUUGCCCCUUGCUGAAAGUGGGAUUAGCUACCUCUAGUUUCCCCCAGGUCAGAGUAUGCGCAGGUUAGUGUAGAGUAGCUAGCUCGCUUGUUCUGUAGUAACCUGCUGAAAUUUGACUGCAUAUUUUCCUAUAUGGAGACUGAGCUAUCUGGAACCCAAGCAUACUUUAGGGAUUCAAACAGACAUUUAAUAAGAAUCCAAAUAAGUCCAUUAUUGAAAAAUCUCUAAACACAGGUUGGCAGAGAAGAAUUUUUCAUAGUGCCUGAAAUUUAAUUAAAUAUUCAACGCUCAGAACUUCCUGUAUCGCUACGUGAUACCAAAGAACAGCUGCAGAAUAGUUAUUUAUUGUAAUACCGGACAGGUUUACUAAGUUCAUUUCUAUCAAUGUAUUUGGGAUGCUUUUUGUAUGCAUUUAAUACACAGAUGCUGUAAUAUGUAAUAAAAUGCAGGUGAUAAUUAUAGUUCAUCUUAGAGCUGAUUGUUCAAACUGACAUUAGUUUAGACUAGACAGUGAUAUUGUGCAGUAUUACUUGAAUUUGUUUCUGUUGGUAAAGUGUGACCACAUUUACAAGAUUGUUUAAUAUUACUUGGUUUUCAAAAAAUUAGAUAUUUUGUUUUUCUAACAGAAACUAAGAAGAGUGCUUGGCACUUGUGCAGCUGUGUUGGGAACAAAGUAUUGGAAUCUCCUGCUUGUUGGCACCAAAGAAUUAAUGGUCACCUGCAGAUUUCCUACUGUUGCAGUUCAAUAAAGUGUUCAACAUUUCAUUGUUGACCACUUGUCCUCCUACAUCAGCUCUGGUUGGGUAUUCUGAGGAAAUUAAGGCUUGCCAUAGUAUUUUUAGGAUCAAUCCACAUCUGGUUCAGGAAGAUGCUAGUUGCCAAUUAAAAACUUGCCCCAAUUUUAAAUCAGUUGAUUAUGUAAACUAGAUAUCCCUACAGUUAUCUCUGAAGUUACUCUAGCUUGUGUAUUUGCCAGUGAAUGUCAUCUCCAUUGCACUGUAAUGGCAAAGUUCAGGUGUCUGCAACCAUUUCACUUAUGUAGUUGUCUUUAUUGUGCUGCAUAAACUUGCAAUGAGUUGUAUUAAGUCUGUAUGAGGUUGAUUAUACAAUGAUAAAUAUGUAAUAAAUGAUACUUAUUGUAUUUUUUGUAUAUUGCAGGUAGGAAUAUUCCUAUGCACAAAGAAAACACGUUGCCAUUUAUAGUUUCAUACUUGAAAUAAUUUUUUUAAUGGUUUUAUAAAGGAAGUAAAUAAUACAAAGACACAUCACUUUGCCUGAAGUUCCUUCAUAUUUUUAACUGUAGUUUAUAACCUCCCUGUAUGUGUUGGGUUUUUUCCACCAAUGUAAUCUUAAACCAUUAUUACUGUUGAGUGUUUGCAUUCAGAAUUUUGUAAAUCAAGAUUCAGACUUUCACUCUUAUUUUACCUGAAUUACAUUCAUGUUUAAGGCAAAACUUGCACCUUUUUAGGUCCUUUUUUCCCAAAGUGGUAAACUAUUACAUCAGUGAAUGCAAGAAUAACUUAAUAAAGAAUGUGAAAUAUU